AACAAGGAAAUACUUGUGUCAUUUGCUUAUCAUUGAAGCAGCGAGGCACUUGCAUCUAAAUCUACAAAAACCCUUUACAGAAUCCACACAGAAAGUAAGACAUGGCUGAAUCAUCCACUCCUGCAAAGUUUGAGUUAUUAGCAACCAAAACUGUGCAAGAGCAACUCACUGAAGUAGAAAUACUAGUACCACAGAACUACAUUCUCAAAGAUGGAAUCCCACUUCCAGAUCCUUCUGUUGAGUUUAUGGAUGUUCCGGUGAUUGAUCUUGGUCUCCUUACACCUUACUCAGAAGGUGUCGAAGAACUUGACAAACUCAGAUCAGCUCUUAUUACAGGGUGUUGCUUUCAUGUAAUAAACCAUGGAAUGACAGCUGAAUUCCUUGACGAAGUACGUGAAAUCAUAAAACAGUUUUUCGCAAUUCCAGUGGAAGAGAAGCAGAAAUAUCUGAGGGAAGUCAACGAUUUUGAAGGAUAUGGGAAUGACAUGGUACUUUCAGAGCAGCAAACACUUGAUUGGACUGACAGACUAUACCUUACUGUAUAUCCACCAGACCAGCGCAAGUUGAAGUUUUGGCCUGAAAAUCCCAUAUCUUUUAGGGAUACUCUAGACCAAUUUACCAGUAGGUUACAGGUCAUAACAGAAACUAUCCUUAUGAGCAUGGCGAGGUCAUUGAAUUUGGAGGAAGAUUGCUUUAUGGACAAGUAUGGAGAACAAAGGAAAAUGGAGGCUAGGUUUAACUUAUAUCCUCCAUGUUCAAGGCCUGAUUGUGUCCUUGGUUUCAAGCCACAUUCAGAUAGUUCAAUAAUCACCAUUGUCUUGCAAGACAAAGAAGUGGAAGGUCUUCAAUUUCUGAAAGAUGAUCGAUGGUUUAGGGCUCCCAUUGUUCCUGAGGCGCUUCUCAUUAAUGUUGGUGAUCAAGUAGAGAUAAUGACUAAUGGACUGUUCAAGAGCCCAGUGCACAAGGUAGUGAUAAAUGGAGAAAAGGAGAGGAUUUCUUUGGCUGUGUUCUGUUUCCCAGAUUCAGGGACAGAGAUUAAACCCUUUGAUUGCCUCAUCAAUGAGUCAAGGCCAAGGUUGUACAAAAAGAUAAAAAACUACGGUGACAUCUUUUUCGAAUACUACCAGCAGGGAAGAAGACCAAUCGAAGCAGCAAUAAUGUAA
Molecule: messenger RNA, 1163 nt
Organism: Fragaria vesca subsp. vesca
Lineage: Eukaryota; Viridiplantae; Streptophyta; Magnoliopsida; Rosales; Rosaceae
Product: codeine O-demethylase-like
Exons: 4
Coding region: 102-1163 (353 amino acids)
Source: RefSeq, a predicted model, not a curated record